GAUAUUUGUUCUGUGAAUGAUACCAUUGUCAACUUCUGAAAUAUUUGAUAAGAUUUAUGUCUGAACAAGAUUGUUCCCAAUUUCAUUGAUGAUUAGGUUCAGUUAAGAAGCAUAGCUUUAUCGUACUGAGAGCCAUUUUCUUCAGAAUCUUUUGUUUAUGAGGUCACCUGCCGUAGCAAACGCAUCCUGACCUCAUGUUUAAAGAUGAAUGGAAAUACAACUUGAUUAACAUACGGAAUCGUAGCAAAACAACAUAGCAUUCUAAUCAAGUGCUUUCGUAUUAGACGAAACUGUAAACCUAUUUAUACCGUGAUUCAAGACUGCUUAAAGCUUAGAAAACGAAGCACUUCGUAGGAGAAAUAGAAACGGCGGGAAAGAAUAUCUUAACGAUAUUUACGCUUACUAAUUGCUUACCGAUUGUGGACAUCGCUUAAUAUGUUGUUGUACAACUGAAACUUGCUUACUACUCCAGGUAAGUUAAAUUUAGACGUUAUAAGUGAUAAAAUAUUAAAAAAAUAUAUCUCUAUCAUUCUGAUGGACAUAUUUACGAGUUUCAAACUACGUUUUAUUAUCAACUUUGAAGCUAUGAGUCGACAGACUUGAUGUUCAGGGAUAUUUUCGUCAGCGAUUUAAAGUGAAAAUGUCAGGUAUUCAUAUAACACACAUUAUACACGCGGUACUAGAUGUAGGUAAUUCCUACGUCUAGCCACGAAGACUUUUUUUUUGAUGAUUUUAGCUGUUACUGAUGCAAUAAUACAGAAUAUGAUAGGAAAAUCUGCAAGUCAAGUCAGCUUUAGUAUGAUGCUUCGGAGCAGUUAAAAACAUAAUAAAAAAACGUGACUUGAUUUUCGAUUUCCUUGCAGUUCAAGCAGACGAAUUGCGUAAAUAUCAAAUAGAAAGGAACAAGCAAAGGAUAAGGAACCUAUCAGUUUAAUUGACGAUGCUGGAUGCGUGCGAUUAUUUCGUCUAAAACUCUCUGAUUUAUCACAGCGUUACAUAAGAGCGCUUGAGACAAUAUGCUUCAACAACAAGCCAGCUUCGAUGAUUCGUACGACUAUUUAUUUAAAAUCGUUUUAAUUGGCGAUUCUGGAGUAGGGAAAUCGAACUUGUUAUCCCGUUACACCAAGAAUGAAUUUCAUCUCGGUUCAAAGGCAACUAUCGGCGUAGAACUGGCUCAAAAGACCAUUGAAGUGGAAGAAAAGAACAUUCGCGCACAGAUUUGGGACACUGCAGGCAAGUUGAACAUAUCAUUAUAUUAAUUAUGACAGAAAUAACCUGAAAUUUCUUUUGUCUUUUUGAACAAAGGCGUCGUACUCGAGGUCUUUCAAAAAGACAAAAAGGUACAAAUAUAGGUAUUUAAGUUAUCUCAGGUUCCCAGCUCAAAAAAAGACAUACCUUUGUUUAUGUAAGUUAUAAGUUAAGGCAUAAAAUAUAUUGAUCUAAUUACCCUUAUCAAAGCUGCACAAUUCAUGAGCCAGGCUAAAAAAAUAAAAAGAAACCCAUAUUUUUCUUUAGCAAAUAGCUGUACAAAAAUCAUCUUUGUCACGAAAAUUAAACUUUACCUAAGCCAAACAAAAAGGUUGACAAAAUUUUAUUCUCGUAUCAACGGCUACACAAUCCAAGUUUAAUCUCCUUAUUUUUCUCAUGUAACAGAUUCAGUAUUGAAAGAGACGCAUUUAACCUCUUUUGACAACCGAUUGCACACUAUAUACCAUGAAUUGUUUACGCUUUGAUUCCCAAGAGUGACUAGCAUCUAAUUUCUCCCUACGGUGGCACAGCUGAAUCAGACAUUAAGGUCACGAGAAUUAAGGAAAAGAUCACCUACUAAAGAAGCUUUUAAUUCUUAAACAAAUUCUCCUUGUCAGCACCUUAGAAAUGUAUAAAAAACAGUAUGGAGAAUAUGCAUACUGAUCUUAGGGUGUAAAGUGUUAAAGCAAGUAGCUCGAUAUUAGCUGAUACUGAAUAAGUUAAGCCUUACUUCCUGUUUUCAGUAUUCCCCUUCAUUUGUUUCUGUAUCGAUCAGCCGAACCUUUUGCAUACUGUCAAUUAUUUUGCUGAAGUUUACUGAUCCGAAAAUAGAAGAAGAUUUUCGAAAAAAUGGCGUAUAUUGUCACAGCCAAUGGAAAUUGAACAAAGCAAACUUUCGAAUACAAAGUAACUGAUCAAAUUGCGCGGAAAGAAAAGACCCAAAAUACAUUAUGUUCUUAUUCUUAUGUUAAGAAUAUCGGCUAUGUGCUCAGACGAGUAAAUUAGGAGAUUUCAAAAGGAUUUUAUUACUAGGCAAUUCAACUACGCGGGGGACAAUUUUGGACGGAAAUCAUACCUGUGAUUUCAGUUACAAACUCACGCUCUUUUGACUAUGAAAUAACGCUUGUAAAUUUCAGACCGAAUUAAUCUCAACACUGUUCAAUUACCAUAAUUGAUUAUAAAUCAAAACGUAGGGCUAAGUCAACAAUUAUAUUAUAAUAUGUUGACCUGUUUUCUGCUGCUUUAGUAUUGGUGGAAUGAUACAUCUAGUACCGAGUAACAUAAGGAUUUUUGUUUACCUAUUUUCAUGGGUUGGCGAUUUUUUGUGUUCUACGGAACAAACGUUAUAUUUUGUUACGUUCAAGAAGCACUAUGUAAACAACGAAAAAGAGAAAAUUUAAACUUAACCAUUCCUAAUAUUUUCAAUUUUUUCGAGUUAUACUGAAGAGGAAUACCGGAUAGAUAGAUAUUCCGCGUGAGUCUCAAUACGAGGAAUGCAAACUGCCCGAAGGUAGUAAUUUCAUGGCAUUUUACAUGGGCGAAAAGAUAUCGCGUUUUAGCGGAAGUUAUCUAUAGAAUUAUCCGCAAAGUCUGCAUAGACAGGAACCCGCAAAGUUAUCAUGCAGCAGAGAUUCGCUCUGAUAACGGUCGCCCUGUAAUAGCUUUUGGUAGUUCUUGAACUGAGUCGGGAGUGCAAUAUGGUUUGAAUUCAUAUGUGUGAUUAUAAUUCGAACGAAUGCGAAGCGCGCGCGUUCGCUUUCAGACCAUAAUUGCAAGACACGAGGUUCCAUCCACCACCCAGUUGAAUCCAUUUGGAAAUAGCACUAUUAAAUCAGCUAAAGACGAGAUCGCUAGGCAAAAUUUCUAAAAUUAUAGUAGCUGCAAAAUAGAAAGCCUAUAAAAUCUAAUUAAAGCAAAGGCAUUUUCGGGAAUCAUAAUGUUACCAUUUUCAGGUGUUGUAAAUUUGCUGUCAGAUUUUUCCCAGUGAAAUCUGCCUAUUCUAAAUUUCUUUUGGAAAGUGAUUCAUUUUUUAUCAUAAACAUGUUAACGCAGAAAGAAGCCAAUUAGAUUUCAAAGUAAACGUGCGAAAACUUCUUCAAGCGCUAGGGACCAAGUUGCGUUUCAAUCUUGCGCGUGGUUGGUUUAAAUGUUGACGCGAGUUGUUUUGACCAAUCACAGUACGAAGCAAAGCAAAUGCAAUGCAAUCCUGGAUAAUAUUCGACACUCAAUUAAAAAUUGCUUCAGUUCAAAAUGCUGCUUAACCACGACUUUUACUCGUUUCAGGCCAAGAGCGAUACCGAGCCAUUACAAGUGCUUACUACCGCGGAGCCAUGGGCGCUAUUCUGGUUUAUGAUAUCGCCAAGGUAACGUCAUUCCAGAACCUCGACAAAUGGAUCACAGAAUUGAAAGAACACGCCGAGCCAGACUUGUCAGUCAUCAUAAUCGGCAACAAAUCCGACCUGAAACAUCUACGAAUGGUAGAAACGAAACGAGGCCACCAAUACGCAAUCGAUCAAGACAUGCUCUUCAUGGAAACCUCCGCACUAGAUUCGACAAACGUUAAUGAAGCGUUCGAGGAGCUUGUAAAGCAUGUAUACGACGGGGUAAAGAAGAAAGAGAAAGAGAGAACGUCUUCAAGAACUGUCCUCCCUCUUCCACCGGAUCAGUUAGAUUUUGUUCAGAAUGGAAAAAAUGGAACGGUUAAUGUAGGAAAGACUGCUACGGAGAGUCAGAUAGCUAAAAAGAGGAACAAUAAGCUUCCAUGUUGUUCUACAUAGAGCAAUGAAUCGGUGAUAUAAGUUUCGCCUUUGCUGAAAUUUAGCAAUAUAUCAUACAACCAAAAGUGGUUGAAAAAAAUAUCUUCAAGGAGCUAUAUCACAUACACAAGAGAAACGCUGUGUUAGUUUGAAAAGUUCUUUGGCGAAAUCUGGGUCAAGUCGGGAAAACAUUUGAAGGCAAACUCGUCUUGAGAAUGAGGCAGAUGGGUAACUUGGAUGUUUAUUUAAAGAAAGCAAAACUGAUGGCUGAAAUUAAGAAGGUUAAGACGGAAUAAAAAUAACCAGCGAGUAAAUUCAGAUGAAAUAUUUUUAUAAUGCACAUAUUCGCUUUAAAAGCGAUAUUCCAUAUAUUCUGAUUUAAAUUAUAGCAGUGCAGUUUUACAGCACAAGGUCGCAACUGAACACUGACUAGAAAGUCUAAGACUCCACCAGGAGUGGAGGAGAGCACAACACUCUAUAUUUAUCUCAGUACAAUUGGCAGACGGCUGUAGAUACGCAUGCGCUCUAUUUGGACAAUGAGUACAUCAACUCUUCUUAUCACGAGGAACUUGUAAAGCUCGGACGUUUCCAAGACGUGAACGUCAGUUGAGGAGUCAUUGUUUUUCAUAGUGAUUUCAACAGACUUUCAGUCGAGCAUUAUAGUUUAAAACGCGGAAACAAGGGUUUUUCUUCAAGCAAUUACCUUGGUUCUUCGGCCGUUUGUUUCUUGACAAUUUCUGUGUUUAAUUCUCUUCUAUAUUUAUGAUGGAAGCGGUGGGAUUUCUAUGUGUCACAUAAAGGAAAAAUAAAUGAAACAAAAGUCAGUUGCUCCAGAAACCACUAUAUUAGUUGCGCAUUUUUAGGACUUAUUCCCGCAGGAACUUUAACUGAAUAAAAGAAAGCUAAAAAUCAACUCACUGCAGCCGAGCGGAAAAGAAAUACUCUUACGCAAGAGAGGGGGAGAAGUAGGGUCUAAAUGAUGCAACGACUUGAUACCAAUGUGAGAAAAACAACAUCUGCCUUUGCCAUUCAUCAGAAGGAAAAUUACUAAAGAGUAAAUAAAAGGCUAUGCCAUAAUCAGAAUGACAUGUUAAGGAAGCGG
Pocillopora meandrina is the source of this 5106-nucleotide messenger RNA. The record is from the annotation of a GenBank genome assembly. Lineage: Eukaryota; Metazoa; Cnidaria; Anthozoa; Scleractinia; Pocilloporidae.